UCUCUUUUUCGUUUCCAGUCCUAACAAUAUGCCGUUCCUGGUGACAAAAGUGAAGUCGUCUGCCGCCAGAUUUUAUACAUUCUUAACACUUUCUGCUUGGAUGGGAUGCGAUAUAUAUUUUGAUUAGCCCCCUCGUUAUGAAGUUGUUUUUGUAUGUGCAAGAUAUACUGUGUAUUUCUGCUUGGUAAUUGUAAUGUAAAGAAACGCGCAAUUACGCGAAUACGGGAAUACUUGUAUGAAGUAUUCCCUUCAAUAGUCGCCUGCACAUAUACCAUUGGCACGUCCUACGUCCCGUCGAUUAUUGAAGCGAAUAAUUCCAAAAAUUAAGUGUACAUUUCGAGCUCCCAGUGUACGCCAAUUCCACUUGAUAAGCUGUAUUCCAAUUUGAGUUGUCUUGUUAUUUGGCUUGUCCUGACUUAAAGGUGCGUAAUGGCAAGUGCCAGAUUAUCUUUCAAUUAAUUUUUUUGCAAUAUAUGCAAUAGGAAAACCCUGUUAACGCCAUUUCAUUUUAAAAGAACCAUUUUCCGUCGGGUCGCGAAAACACAUCAGUGCUGUUCACCGGUUUGCAGGGACCCCAUGUGCACAUUUUCUCGGUGUUCCUAGUUAAUUGGGUUUGACCGUUUAAACUGUUAAUUGAGUUCUGAUCUAGAUUUGCUAUAUCCUGUGAGUUAAUAUGCCUAUUGUGACUUUUGGAGUUGUGUUUUAAUGAAUUAAGAUUACUUUUCAUUAAUUAAUCUUAAUUAAUUAAGCUGUUAAUUGAAUUCUGAUCUAGACUUGCCAUCUCCUGUGAAUUAAUAUGCCUUUUGUGAUUUUUGUGUUUUAAUUAAUUAAGUGGUGUUUUAAUUAAUUAAGAUUAAUUUUCAUUCAUUUAAUUAACUUUAGCUGCAACAGAUUUACCUUUAUUCAAAUCAGUCUACACAUGUCUUUCUCAAAGAACUUCAGGCAGGUUCAAAAAUCAAUGUAGUUGAUUCAAAGAUCAGUUCAAAAUACUGGUGUAGACUACACAGUGGGUUAUCAGACUAGGGUUAUUAUGGUUCAGGGAAUGCCAAAAUGUGAACACAAUAUACAACAAUUAUACAUAAUAAGUGCAUAUUUAUUUCCUGGGUGGUGUAUGGAUGCCGAUACAUCCUCUCAUUAAUAACUUUACACUUUACCUGCUCACUCUUUCAAGGAUUAACUGCUAUGUUAUAUACUAUGUAAGCAAUUAACAGAGGCCGUGGUUGAAAUAUAAAUAUAUGGCUCAUGUAGUUUUAAUGGAGAAAUCUACCCACAUGUAGUAUGUGUCAUAGCGUUAUGUUCAGAAUGUUUAUGCCAGCUUUUCCAUCCGUUUGAUCGAGUGUUGUGUGAGGGGAAAUGGAAAGGCCACAGUGAGGAGGGGAGAGAGUCGGAGCGAGUGCCAGGGCUGGGAGCUCUGCCCGUCUGGGUAAUGAGACAGAGACGCUACCCGUCCAACACCUGUGGAGGACGGCUGAGAGCUGCAGCCUGGCCCUUGCAGAUGCAGUGCUACCACUGUGAGGACAACCUGCUGGGGCACGACUGCUCCACGCCGCAGUUCAUCGUCAAUUGCACCACCAACAUCCAAAAUGGCUGCCAGAAGGAGGUCAUGGUGGGCGCAAAUGGUGUGACGUACCGUAAGGCCUGUGCCUCGUUCACCACCUGCCUGGUGGUGUCGGCCGGAUACCAGUCCUUCUGCUCCCCCGGGCGCGUGGGGUCCGUGUGCAUCAGCUGCUGCAACACGCCCCUCUGCAACGGGCCCCGUCCUCCCCGAAUCUCCCUGGGGUCCCCCCUCCGGCCUCUCUCGCCCCUCCUGCUCCUUGCCGCGAUGCUGGCCACCCUCCUCUGAUCCUGACAACGGCCCCCCCUCCCCUCCCACCACCUGCCCCCGUCCCAGGCUUCCCCCGAGGGGACAGUGCAGGCCUGGUCCCUUUCUUUCGUCCCGUGUCUGAAGUUGGACGUGUACAGGGCCGAACGGACCUCACGUGACACCAUGGCCCUUCUCUGCUGUCGCGCCAGAGUGGCAGAGCAGUGAGCAGCAGAGUGGUGAGCAGCAGAGAGGCGAGCAGCAGAGCAGUGAGCAGCAGAGAGGUGAGCAGCAGAGCAGUGAGCAGCAGAGCGGUGAGCAGCAGAGCAGUGAGCAGCAGAGUGGUGAGCAGCAGAGAGGCGAGCAGCAGAGCAGUGAGCAGCAGAGAGGCGAGCAGCAGAGUGGCGAGCAGCAGAGAGGCUCGUGAGCGGUAAUCUGUGGAGGCGUCUCUCCUGGCAGCCGCUGAGGCCCAUUUGUUCGGCGUGACUCAUUUUUUUGAAACGUGCCCAAAACGGGCAGGUGCGGCGGAGGAAUCUGGAACGGCCUCCGCUCCGUGGCGAUGAGCUGCUGAAGGUUUUACGAGGACCCCAGAACGCUCGCCGCCCAAUUGGACCGGGUCGCCGACUGUCCGUCCCAGAAUGUAAAACGCCAGCGUCGCAUCCAAGCAACCGAGUGUCAUUUGAAGGCCUGUCAUGUCCCCGUUCUAAACACUGACAGUGCAGUGGCGUACCACUGACCUUUGACACUUGCCCUGACAGUGCAGUAAGGACAGGCUCAUCACACGUAAAAGGUGCACGCAGACAGUGGCAGUAAUUCAGAGUAGCAACAAGUGAAGGAUGUGAAUUUAAGUGAUAUUGUACAAAGCAGUAACUAAAAGGGGGAAUGUAUCUCUCCCUCUGCCCCUCCGAAGGCAUUAAAAACACAAACCUGUCAUUCCAGUUGCAACGAGUCUGAUAAAGUUUGUAUCAGAUGUUUCCAUCAGACUUUCAAAGUGAAUUGACUUGCGUGCAUCUGUCCGAUGCCCAAACCAAGGCAGAUGUUUCUAAAUGAGUGUUGUGAUUGCAGGCAGCCUGCACAUCUUGCAGUCAGUGAUGACUUCAAUUAAUCAUUUACAUAUUAAGAAUGAUCAUUCUGUUUUGCAGCCAAGGUGCAGAUUGCAUCUGAUUCCACAUGCCUCAUUGCAUAGUUAAACCUGUUAUUGAGCAUUUUCCCUUCAGUUUGCAUGCUGAAUUAGUCAACUCGCCAAGCAUUUUUAUGAAGGCAUGUGCGGUGUUUCUACUUGUCUUGUUAAAAAACUGAGAAUCAACAUUCAAGUCACAUGAACUCACACUAACUGGAAUUUCGUGAUAUCUAGUUGUGGUCCCUGCUUGUCCAGCAUCAUCAUUUAAUUGCAGAAAAUUGCUCACACACACAGGCCUGGAAUGAAUCAACAUUCGUCAUUGACUUUGUCUUGUCAACAAAGGCCUUUGCCAAACAGUUAGGCAAAUUCAUUUGGCUGAUUAAUAAACUAGCCAAACAAAUUCUUGCAUUUAAUAGUGUUCAAGUAAGGACAAACGUUGAUUCAAUUCAGUCCACAAACACACAAUGAAGGCAUGUCACUGUAUUUUUGUGUGUGGUACAUUUGCUGUACAGUGUAGUCUGUAUUGUGCUGUGUUGGAUUAUUGUGUUGUGGUGCACAAAAUUAAAUAAUUCAUACAGUAGACACCCAGUGAGCACUUUAUUAGGUAUUUAUUAGACUUAAUAUUUAGAUGUAUUUACUUCUGCUGCUGUAGCCUAUCCACUUAGAGGUUUGAUGUGUUGUGUGUUCAGAGAUGCUCUUCUGCAUACCACUGUUGUGAUGCGUUACUGUCAUAUUCCUGUCAGCUUUGGGCCUUCUCCUCUGACCUCUCUCAUUAAUAAGGCGUUGUUUCCCACAGAACUGCUGCUCACUGGAUGUUUUUUGUUUUAAGCACCAUUCUCAGCAAACUCUAGAGACCAGUGUGUGUGAAAAUCCCAGGAGUUCAGAAGUUUCUGAGACACUCAAACCACCCUGUCUGGCACCAACAAUCACUCCACCGUCAAAGUGACUUAGAUCCUGUUUCUUCCCCAUUCUGACAUUUGGUUUGAAAAACAGCUGAAGCUCUUGACCAUGUCUGUAUGCUUUUAUGCAUUUAGUUUCUCUCACAUGAUUGGCUGGUUAACUAUUUGCAUUAACAAGCUGGUGUACAGGUCUGCCGAAUAAAGUGCUCACUGAGUGUUUGUUACCUUUAAUGUGUAACAUUUGAAAGAGCCCUUCUAAAUAAAGUCACUUUUGGAGAAA
Molecule: messenger RNA, 4100 nt
Organism: Conger conger (European conger)
Lineage: Eukaryota; Metazoa; Chordata; Actinopteri; Anguilliformes; Congridae
Product: ly6/PLAUR domain-containing protein 1-like
Exons: 3
Coding region: 1427-1843 (138 amino acids)
Biological process (GO): acetylcholine receptor signaling pathway
Molecular function (GO): acetylcholine receptor inhibitor activity
Source: RefSeq, a predicted model, not a curated record